Xyrauchen texanus (razorback sucker) is the source of this 5271-nucleotide messenger RNA. RefSeq names its product inositol polyphosphate-4-phosphatase type II B (gene inpp4b). Gene Ontology annotation, cellular component: cytoplasm. Bases 98 to 2653 code for a protein of 851 amino acids. Gene Ontology annotation, molecular function: phosphatidylinositol-3,4-bisphosphate 4-phosphatase activity. The record is from RefSeq and is a predicted model, not a curated record. The transcript is spliced from 20 exons. NCBI's taxonomy places the organism in Eukaryota, Metazoa, Chordata, Actinopteri, Cypriniformes, Catostomidae.
CGCCAUACUUUACAUCUAGUCUUCAACCUGAAAUGAAUAGUUUCAGAAUGCUGUAUAUUUCUACCUCUUUGUAAAGACACAGUAGACUAAAGGUGCAAUGGACUCAUGUUGCUGGAGACUGAGGAGGAGGGGAACAAGAGAUUCUCUGUUCUUCUCUGGGGCGAGUUUCCCACCUGAUUGGCUCGUCUACAGUGAAACACUCAUCAAACUCAAUGUCUACGACGUGAAGGACGGCUGCCAACAAACAAGCAGUCUUUUCGGAAGUACCAGCUUCUCUCUGGCCAAUCUCCUCCAGUCCAAAGACCAACAGCUCUCUCUCAACCUGAAGACAACAGAUGAUUCAUCUACAGUGGGCACAGUGGUGGUGAGCAAGGUGAAGAUGGGCGAGAUUGAAGAUGGAGAGGUGGACCACAUUACUGCUGACUUGCACCAGAAGUGCACACUGGUGUACGAGUCAUCACAUGGAAAAAUGAAUGACAUUGAUAACGGACCAAUGAUGAAUGCUGUGUUUAAGAAUGCCGUGUGUAAGGUGUACCGGUUUCAGACGGUGGACAGUAAAUGGAUGUUGGUUCGGGAGCAGAUGGCGGAGUGCACACUGUCCUUCAGCAUCCCCAAACAGCUCAUCACCCUCUACAUUAAAGAGGACACCUGCAGGAUACAGGAGUUGAAUGAUCUGGGAGAACUUUCUCCACACUGGGACAACCUGCGGAAGGAGGUCAUAUUUCGCUAUGACCAGAUCAUCAAGGAAUACCAGGACACCCUCACUGAGCUCAAGAAACUUACUGGACCAUCUUUCAAGCCCAGCUGCAGUAAAGGGCAGAAAUAUCUGGAGUUCAUUCCCAUCAACUUACACACACAGAGAAUGACGGUGACAUGUCCACGGAAAACAGAUUCGUUCUAUGAUGUGGUCACAGUUGGAGCUCCAGCAGCUCAUUCGCAAGGAUUCAAGAACGGAGGCUUGCAGAGACUGCUCAGCAAAUACGAAUCAGAGAAGAAGAGCUGCAGUACAGCGUAUCAGUGCAUCUACUAUCCUCCAGAUCAGACGGCCAGGGCCAGGAUAAUCCUGAGUCUAGUGUCCCAGCUGCAGCCUCUCAUCACUGGGCUGGCAGAGCAGCUCCUGCAAGCGGCACAGCAACAGUCCAGAGAGGGACUGAAGGACACACUCAAGAGCCUGGAGGAGAAGACGAAGCAGUUUGUGCACACUCUGAAGGAUGAGUUGGUAAAGAGCGCCCUCCUAGCCCUACACGCCGCCCGUCCCGGCUAUGUCAGCAAAUCUUUCUCUCCGUCCAGCCCACCUGAGGUUGAAUCGAACCCCAGUGUGACUACAAAGCCGUACACAGUCUGCAACAAUGUGGACAGCUCACAGACGCCCCCUAAAGACAGAAAACCAUCUCCACUCCGCUCAGACUCCAUCCCUCACCACAAGGAGUAUGAUGAGGAAGAAUGGGACAGGGUGUGGGCCAGCGUGGCCAAGAGUUUAAACUGUGUCAUCGCCAUGGUGGAAAAGUUACAAGAACAAGACAACAACAACCAAGAUUCAACUCCUGGCCACGCCCUUGCUGAUGUCAUCACCUCACACAACCCUGUUGCAGAUUGGUGCGAGCAGCUCGGCAUCCUGGUGCAGUCCCUGAAGGAAUGUGUUGCUGAAGUGUCAGAGAGAGCGUGUCGCUCCAUGAGUUUUGUGUUGCUGCAGGAAGCAGCGUGCAGCUCUGUACAAGGCCUCCAGCUUCAGCAGAGACGAGACACGGUCUUCAGCCAAGCGCUGGCAGCGUUGGCAUGUGGAUUUGUCAUGCGCUUAUAUGCAGGUUUGGAAGAUAAGGGCUUUCUCAGACAGCUGCAUGCGGUUGGACUGGUGGCCCAGUUUGAAAGUCUGCUUAGUACUUACAGUGAGGAAAUCGGGAUGUUGGAGGACAUGGAGGUGGGAAUCUCUGACCUUCACAGAGUGACUUUCAAGAUUACAGAAGCAACGUCUGAAGAACCGGUCAAUCUGCAGCCCACUGUCAGCGGCAGACGUGACCAUUACACCGUUGAGGUGCCUCUCCCACAUCAGGCCUUCCAAACGCUCCCCGAUGAGCUCCGCGAGGGCAAGCCGCUACGUGUGUUCCCUGUGCUCUUUAACGUGGGCAUAAAUGAGCAGCAAACCAUCGCAGAGAGGUUUGGUGACAUAUCUCUACAGGAGAGAAUUAAUCAGAAGAACUUUGAGAUUCUAGAAGGUUACUAUAAAUCUUUAACAAACGCAGUGCCAUCCGAAUGCCUACCCUGUUUUCAGACACAGACUGACAUUAAGGGACUGCUCGACACCCUCGGACAGAACGUUGUUACCAAGAAAAGGAAGAACGUGGAGAUUCUGUGGCUUGCGGGAAUGAUCUGUCGACGGAUGAACGGCAUCCGCUUCACCAGCUGCAAAAGUGCUAAAGACCGGACGGCAAUGUCAGUGACGCUGGAGCAGUGCUCUCUACUGAGAGAUGAACACCAGCUCAAUAAAGAUUAUUUUGUACGCGCUCUGGACUGCAUGCGGAGAGAAGGCUGCCGGAUUGAAAAUGUGCAAAAGAAUAUAAAGUGCAGAAAAUAUGCGUUCAACAUGCUGCAGCUGAUGGCGUUUCCCAAAAUCUAUCGGCCACCUGAAGGAACCUAUGGAAAGGUGGACUCCUGAAACAUAUCCAGGAUAUACACUUCACCAUUAAUUCCUAAAGUCCAUAUGUACAGAAAAUCUGGGAUUUCUUUUUACAGCAUUUUAUAUCCAGCGUUUUAGGAUUUUGAAAAAAUGUGAAAGUUAUAAUGUAAAAAUAAUAUGAAAUAUUGAAGAUUUUGCACUACUUUCAGGUCACUAAACAAAUACAGUAUAAGCACAUCUGUGACCAUGUUAACUUCUUAAGUUGCUAUUGUGUGAUAUAAACGCUCAGUUGCGAAAUAUAGAAGAUAAUACUGUUCCUCCCAAUUACACAUUUUUCCCAAUUUGGAACGCCCAAUUUCCACUACUUAGUAGGUCCUCGUGGUGGCGCGGUUACUCGCCUCAAUCUGUGUGGUGGAGGACUUCUGAGACCGUCAAUCGGUGCAUCUGAUCACGUGACUCGUUGUUUAUGACACCGCGGAGACUCACAGCAUGUGGAGACUCAUGCUACUCUCCACGAUCCACACACAACUCACCACACGCCCCAUUGAGAGAACCACUAAUCACCACCACGAGGAGGUUACCCCAUGUGACUCUACCCUCCCUAGCAACCGGGCCAAUUUGGUUGCUAAGGAGACCUGACUGGAGUCACUCAGCACGCCCUGGAUUCAAACUCGCGACUCCAGGUGUGAUAGUCAGCGUCAGUACUCGCUGCGUGACUUUAUUUCUUGGAAUUACGAUUUGUAAAGUUACAAUUGGGAGAAAUAAAGUCGCAAUUGAAAGAAACUGUGGAAAUUGUGAAAUAUAAAGUUGCUAUUUAGUGAUAUAAACUCGCAACUGCUAAAUAUAGUCAAUAAUACCUCACAAUUGUGACUCUGUAUCUCACAAUUUCAAUCGUGCAAUGUAGUCAAUAAUACGUCUUUAAACUCACAAUUCCAACUUGGUUUAAAAAUCACAGUUGCGAGUUUAUAUAACGUAACUGCGACUGUUUCUUGCAAUUGCGCGUUUAUAUCAUGCAAUUGUGACCGUAUAUCUUACAAUUCCAAGAAAAGUCCGAAUUGUGAGAUAUAAAGUCGGAAUUAUCAUUCGCGUGGCGGGAUCAAAGCACCACACUUGAUGUAAUAUGAUUGUUUUGAAACAUUGAAAAUAUGAAAAUAAUGCAUAAUAGACACAUUUUCAUCAGCCACAAGGAGUGAAUACAUUUGUCAAAUUGUUGUUGGCUUUUUGAUUUUAUUAUUUAAUAAUGUAUUUAAAAGAGAAGUCCUGCUGUUAAGGACAUACAUUUAUAUUUUAAAGACUGCAUCACGCAUUAAUACUUAAAAUAACGACUGAUGGAGCAACAAAGCAAUGUGCUAUUUAAAAAUUAUUUGAAAAUACUAAAUGUGAACUAGAACUUUUAUUUCAUCAAAUGUGUAAAAAUGUUUUAUAAUUGGACGUGGAAGGUGGGGAGUCCUUUUCAAAAUGUUGUUAUGAGUGCCAAGUUAUUGUGUGGCAGGGCGGAGGGCGGGGCCGGGUCGUGAUCUUACACACCCGGUCCCGUAUCAGGCUAAUCAAGCCUCCGAGAGGGAUAAAGGUCGACUGCAGAGGAUCGUGCGGGAGAGAGAGAUCGUUUACGGACAUGUCCGUCAUGUGUUUGUCUUUUGUUUAAGUUGUUAAUUAAAAUAUAAUUUAUAUCGUCAAGCCGUUUCUCGCCUCCUCCUUUCCAUUGAUCCCUUUACACUGGUGCCGAAACCCGGGAAGGAGGAGGGAUACGCCCUAGUAGACUUCUCGCCACUACCGUCCACCCCAACGGAGCAUCUGCCGGGGGACGAGGAGCCCAGCCGCCUGGAAGAGGACGAUGGCCGCCGACCGCGAGGGGAGAAGGGGCUCCUAACCGACCGCCUGGAGCGGUCAGGGCCGCUGCCAGGGGCGCAGGAGUCGCCUACCGGCCGCUGAAACCCUCUCGGAGGCUUAAUUAGCCUGAUACGGGACCGGGUGUGUAGGAUCACGGCCCCGCCCUCCGCCCUGCCACAUAUUGUUUGCAGCCAUAUUAGCCCACAUUCAGCGCAUGUUUGUAUAUGUUUGUUUUUUUAUUUGUACCUUUAACCUGUUUUCGUGGUGCUUUUAAUGUGUUGAAUAUCAUUUUAAUAUUUGUGUUGGAAUAUAAAGCAGUUUUACAAUAUCAUUCAUGUUUAUUAGGACAAUUCUAGUUAAAAUAUUGUUUCAGUCCGCAAUAUAGGGGGUUUGUAUAUUUCACAUGGAUGCACUUUUGCCCAUAAUCUACUGUAUAUUAACUUUAUUAAGUUUACAUAAUAUGCACUCUAUAUCUAUUGUAUAUGCGUUUUAUUGUAUCCAUAUUGUAUAAAGAACAUUCACUCUGUUAAAGGUGAAGUUAAAAUGCUUUAUCUUAUCGCAGCUUUAUACGUAUAGAAAACUAGAAGUCAGUGUAAACACUGAGGUGCUUUCAAAACAUUGCUCUGCUUGUUUGAGCAUCCCGGUGCGAGUUCUCAACUAUCUCUAUUAUAUGGCGGUUCUUUUCAGUAGUGCAUAAAUGACACAUUUCACCUUUAAAUUAUGCUACAAACAUAUUCAUAUGAAAUGUUCUCAUUUGCAGCGUUCAUUUGAGUCUAUAUUCUGUUUAUUUGUUAUUUUGGUUUUGUUUGAUUGAUACCUCUCAUGGU